CUGGUUGAAGAGAGAGACCUGUUCCUGACUAUGUCGAGGAGAAAGUUGGAGAGUAAAGGCCUUUCUGGCUUGUUAGCUACAUCUCUGCAGACACAAAUCAAGACGGACAAUUUCCAUGAUUUUUAUAUGCUUGAAUCGAAAGAGCUAGGAAGAGGAAGAUGUGCUGUGGUUAGAAAAUGUAUAGCUAAAUCCACAGGCCAAGAGUAUGCAGCUAAAUUUUUAAAGAAAAGAAGAAGAGGUCAAGACUGCAAAGCAGAGAUUCUUCAUGAAAUUGCUGUACUUGAACUAAUGAAAUCUAAUCCUCGCGUAGUUAAUCUCCAUGAAGUCUAUGAAACAGCAAAUGAAAUCAUCUUAGUGUUGGAAUAUGCUGCUGGAGGGGAAAUAUUUGACUUGUGCGUUCCAGAUCUGGAUGACAGAAUUGGUGAAAGGGAUAUUGUAAGACUUAUAAGACAAAUACUUGAAGGACUUUGCUGCUUGCAUGAAAACAAUAUUGUUCAUCUUGAUUUAAAGCCUCAAAAUAUUUUGCUGAGCAGCGUCAAUCCUCUUGGUGAUGUAAAAAUUGUAGAUUUUGGUAUGUCUCGGAAGCUUGAGAAUUCUAGUGAGCUGCGGCAGAUUAUGGGAACAACAGAGUAUCUAGCUCCAGAAAUCUUAAACUACGAUCCUAUUACCACAGCUACAGAUAUGUGGAACAUAGGUGUAAUUUCAUACAUGCUGCUGACACAAGAAUCUCCAUUUGUGGGAGCUGAUAAUCAAGAAACUUACCUUAAUAUAUCUCAAGUCAAUGUGGAUUAUUCAGAAGAAACAUUUUCAUCAGUUUCCCAGCCAGCCAAAGAUUUCAUUCAAAAACUUCUCAUAAAAAAUCCAGAGGAAAGACCUACAGCAGAGGCCUGUCUUUCUCAUUUGUGGUUGCAGCAAGGGGAGUUCAUACUCUUGUGUAGCCCAGAAGAAACGUCUUGCUCUUCUCUGAUGCCAGGACACACACCAAAAUGCUCAGAAGAGCGGAAUGUGAAAUCCAGUUGUAAUGGUACCUGUAGCAACAAGGAAGACAAAGAAAACAUUCCAGAGGACAGCAGUACAGUCUCCAAACGCUUCCGCUUUGAUGAUUCGUUGCAGUAUCCUCAAGACUUCAUGACAGACUUCGUAUGUUAAUAUGCAAUAUAGACUUCUAUAAAAUGAAUUUAGCAUAAUCUAUUCCAGUGGCAAAUAUAAGAUUAUGGCUUGCCAAUUUGUGCAGCACUGCAGCAUUGGCAUACUGGAAAUGC
Tauraco erythrolophus (red-crested turaco) is the source of this 1262-nucleotide messenger RNA. NCBI's taxonomy places the organism in Eukaryota, Metazoa, Chordata, Aves, Musophagiformes, Musophagidae. The record is from RefSeq and is a predicted model, not a curated record.